Molecule: messenger RNA, 637 nt
Organism: Mya arenaria
Lineage: Eukaryota; Metazoa; Mollusca; Bivalvia; Myida; Myidae
Product: serine protease inhibitor dipetalogastin-like
Exons: 6
Coding region: 29-454 (141 amino acids)
Molecular function (GO): protein binding
Source: RefSeq, a predicted model, not a curated record
GGGAAGAUCACGCGAUAUAAAGUUAACCAUGUGUGGCAAACUUUCCCUCGUUUUGUUGUGUUCGGUUCUUGCUGCUUCAGUCGUGGAAGGCGACAUAAGAAGGUCGUGUGAUUGCCAAUGUAUUUACAAACCCGAAUGUGGUGUUGACGGGGUCACCUACGCCAACGAGUGUGUACGGAAUUGCUCAGGCGUAGCCAAGAGGAAUGACGGCCAGUGUGAUUGUUCUUGCACGAAAGAGUACGCUCCUGUUUGUGGCACGAAUGGUGUCACUUACCCAAACAAGUGUGCAUUGGAUUGCAAAGGCGUGGCCAAGAAGUAUGACGGAGCGUGCACAUGCACGUGCACGAAAGAGUACGCUCCUGUCUGUGGCAAGGAUGGUGUCACGUACCCAAACAAGUGUGUAAUGGCUUGCAAAAACGUUGAAGAAAAACACAAGGGCCCAUGCAGUAACUGAUGAUCUUUCAACGACAAAACAAUUCAACUAUUAACACAGUGCACCGUCUUUUGUGAUUUUCCAUAUUUCUUCUAUGAAUUACGUACUUUAGUUGAAUUCUUUAGUUUUAAAUUACAUGUUCAAAAUUUGGGGUGGCGAUUUAAGACCUUGUUUGUAUCAUUUAUAAUGGAAAAUAAAGCUAAA